Molecule: messenger RNA, 1389 nt
Organism: Vitis riparia (riverbank grape)
Lineage: Eukaryota; Viridiplantae; Streptophyta; Magnoliopsida; Vitales; Vitaceae
Product: MADS-box protein JOINTLESS-like
Exons: 8
Coding region: 485-1027 (180 amino acids)
Biological process (GO): positive regulation of transcription by RNA polymerase II
Cellular component (GO): nucleus
Molecular function (GO): RNA polymerase II cis-regulatory region sequence-specific DNA binding; DNA-binding transcription factor activity, RNA polymerase II-specific; protein dimerization activity
Source: RefSeq, a predicted model, not a curated record
AUUUUAUACCACAAAUAUUCAUUAGCAUUUAAAACACAUUAGUAAUAUUCAAUAUAUAUCACACCUAUCAACAUUUAAAAGGGUAAGAGUCCAUGUAUUCAAAUCCAUAAUUGUGAAACCCACAUGAGAGAGAGAGAGAGAGAGAGAGAGAGAGCACCCCGGCUUGGCAGAGGAGGGCUACCUCUGCAGCAUGCAAUGAAGCAAAGAGAUAGAGAGAUGGGAGACCAGGUUGUCAAUGGAAGAGGAAGGAUAUGAUAUUUCUCAUCAGUCACCACUGACACGAAAUCAUUGCAGUCCUUCCGUUGUGAGGUUAGCGAUGAAAUACUCUCAACCUUCCCACAUGAGAGAGAGAGAGAGAGAGAGAGAGAGAGAGAGGAGCACCCCGGCUUGGCAGUGGCAGAGGCAGAGGGCGACCUCUACGGCAUACAAUGAAGCAAAGAGAUAGAGAGAUGGGAGACCAGGUUGUCAACGGAAGAGGAAGGAUAUGAUAUUUCUCGCCGUCACCACAAUGGCACCACUGACACGAAGGCAUGGCAGUCCAUCCGUUGUGAGUGUGAGCCAGGUGAUUGAAAGGCACAAUCAGCAUCCACAGACUCCAGAGAAACCAGAACCACCAUCUCUGGAGCUGCAGCUGGAGAACAGCACCUGUGCAGCCUUGAGCAAAGAAAUUGCCCAGCAGACUCAGAGGCUGAGGCAAAUGAAAGGAGAAGAGCUCCAGGGAUUAAAAAUAGAAGAAUUGAUUGAACUAGAGGAAUUACUUGAAGCAGGUCUGUGCAGCGUCAUGGAAGAAAAGGCUGAAAGAAUUCGAACAGAGAUCAGUGACCUCCAGAGAAAGGGAGACCUGCUGUGGGAAGAGAAUGAAAGGUUGAGAAAGGAGAUGGAGAAUAUUUCUGAAGCACAACCUCUUCUUCAACAGGGCCACUCAUCUGAAUCAAUCACAAAUAAUAUUUGCAGCUUAUCAGAUCGUAAUCAAGGCCUUCACAAUUCUGAUACUUCUCUCAAGCUGGGGUUACCAUUCUCCAACUGAAUCUGAAUGGGAUGGAGAAGCAAGAGGGAUGAAUGCCUUAGAGAAACGAAGAAUAAAGAGUGGAGAGGCAUGGGGAAUAAACGGCGGAGCUUAAUCAUUUUCAAAUAAAAGACAUACAAUUUGAUGGCAUCUCUCUAUUUCUAAUAUUUACGCUCUAUGUAAUCUGCAGCUACUUCAUCCCAUGCUACUCAGAAGUCAGAACUGCCUUAUUGUACAUUUUUAGACGCUUUAGGGUGUAAGGCUGAUGGCAUCAUCAAGGUGCUCUCUUGGAAACUGUACUUUAGUUGUGGAAGUUUCUAGAAGUUGACUAUAUAUAUGAAUGGAAUAUUUAAGUUCCAUAUGAAAGUAUAUUUUUAUUAUUA